AUGGAAGAUUCGCUGAUUGAACUGGACUACCUGGCGCGUUCCGCCGGCGCCGAAGUGGUCGGCAUCAUUCGGCAGCGGGCCGACCGGUACACUCCCACCUACGUCGGGAAAGGCAAGCUCCAGGAACUCCAGGAGUUGCUGGAAGAGGAACGUCCCGAUGUCGUAAUCUGCGAUGACGAGUUGACGCCUACUCAACAACGUAACCUGGAAUCGGCGCUGCAGUACAAGGUCAUCGACCGAACCGCGCUGAUCCUGGACGUGUUCGGACGGCACGCCCGUACGCGCGAGGGGCAAAUGCAGGUUGAGUUGGCACAACAUCAAUACCUGCUCCCGCGGUUGGUCGGGCAAUGGUCGCACCUGGAGCGAUUGGGCGGCGGAAUCGGAACCCGCGGCCCGGGUGAAACGCAGCUGGAAACCGACCGCCGACUGGUCCGACGCCGGAUUCAGAAAAUUCAGGAAGAGCUGGAUAAAGUGCGGCAGCGACGGAAUCAGUACCUGGAACGUCGUCGUCGUGCUGCAGUCCCGAUGGCGACACUGGUUGGGUACACCAACGCCGGCAAGAGUACACUGUUCAACGCCCUCAGCGAUGCUGGAGUGCCAGCAGAAGACCAGUUGUUCAACACGCUUGAUCCGGUGACUCGCCGGUUGGAUCUGCCUGCGGGCGGAGAAUUGCUGUUGAGCGAUACGGUGGGCUUUAUCCAGAAGCUGUCUCCCACGGUGGUGGCGGCGUUCCGCGCGACUCUGGAGGAACUUCACGAAGCCGAUUUGCUCCUGCAUGUCAUUGACAUAACUCACCAGAAAGCGCCGGAGCAGGCCGAGGUGGUGGAAAAAACACUGACCGAUCUGGGAUUGGGCGGCAAACCGCGCCUGUUGGUUAUCAACAAAAUGGACUUGCUCACCGAUGAUCCCAACGAAAUCUCCGCCGAUGCGCUGGCGGGGCUGCCCGAAUUGACCGCGGUUAAUUCCCCAGCCGUCAGCGGACGAGUGUUCGUGUCAGCAGCAAAGGGUUGGAACCUCCCUGCGUUGUUGGAGGCGGUACAGGAACACGUCGGGAAAGCGCUUCCGGCUUCAGAAACGGCUGUCGUCUAA
Messenger RNA from Geodia barretti, 1089 nucleotides. NCBI's taxonomy places the organism in Eukaryota, Metazoa, Porifera, Demospongiae, Tetractinellida, Geodiidae. The record is from the annotation of a GenBank genome assembly.